Molecule: messenger RNA, 7768 nt
Organism: Canis lupus familiaris (dog)
Lineage: Eukaryota; Metazoa; Chordata; Mammalia; Carnivora; Canidae
Gene: MAFK
Product: MAF bZIP transcription factor K
Exons: 3
Coding region: 5121-5591 (156 amino acids)
Biological process (GO): regulation of transcription by RNA polymerase II
Cellular component (GO): nucleus
Molecular function (GO): DNA-binding transcription factor activity, RNA polymerase II-specific; RNA polymerase II cis-regulatory region sequence-specific DNA binding
Source: RefSeq, a predicted model, not a curated record
GCUGCCCUGGACGGGGGGUGCCCCAGAGCCCCCUCCCUUCAGUGCAGUGCUCACGUGUGGUUAGGCAGCAUGCCUCCCACUUGCUGGAAGUUGAGGGGAACAGGUGUAGUUAAGAACAUCCGCUGCUCUCCUUCCAGCGAGGGGAGCAAGCCUCGGACAGAGAGACCAGGACCAAGUCUUGGGCUCAGCCCUUGAUUUAUGCUCACCAGAGGGUGCCCGCCUGCCACAGGGAGGGCAGGAGGGGGCUUUCUGGUACAGUAGGGGUUGAGGGAGGAGGGCAGGAGCACUGAUUGUGGGGGCCCUAGAAGGCAGAGCUGGAGGCCUGGAAGGCGACAGGUAGCCAGGGAGCAAGGGGCUCAGGAGGGCCUUUGGGCAGGUGGUUCUUCCUAUCCUGGGGCCUACAUUGGAGGGACCAAGGUCCAGAUGGAAGAAGCCGAGGCCUGAGCCAGGUGCUGCUGGAGGGCUGGAGCAUCUGCAGGGAGGCGGGCUGAGGCCAGCAGGUGGACGUGGAAGGAGCAGUGAGGCCUUGGGGACAUGAAUUGCAUGCUGGGACAUCACCUGAGCUGGAGACUGGGAAGCAGGGCAGGUGUGGGGACAGGGUGCAUCUCUGGGGCUUGUCAGACACACCGGCUCUUUAACCUUGGCUGGACGUGGAGGUUGGGGCUGGUUGACCCCCUGGGCAGCUGUGGAGCGAACAGAAGCGCAGAGGGGAGCCUGGAGACAGGACGACCACCCAGAGGGGUACCAGGGGCAGCGAGGGGCCAGGGCGUGGUCCAGGAGGUGAGGCAUUCGGCCUGCUGUCAGCUUAGCAGCCGCCUGAGUCACCUCUGGACAGAGCCAGGAUGACACAGCUUCCUCAAACUGCAAACGCAAGGUGACCAGACGUCCUCCGAGCCAGGCAGACAGUCAUGUCUUGCCGGAGGGCGGCCAGCCAGGGCCAGCCUGCAGGCUGGGUGUGGGCCGGGCUGGUGGGGUGCACCCCACAUUGAGGGGAGUCCAGCGGGAGGUGUGCGCCCUCCUGGUCCUGGGACCCAUCUUCAGUUGGUUGAGGCAUCUGCUUAGGGGGCAAGCUGGCUGUGUUAACCUGUGUUCAUGGGACAGUUGACUCCUGUGCCCCACUGUGCAUCUGGGAGCUUAGCUUUGGGCCCCCUGUGAGAAGGGCCCCAGCCCUCCAGGACACAGGCAGUCACGUCACGGUGACUUCGGGCUUUGGGGUUUGGAGCCACCCAGGUGAGUCAGGUGCUGCUGUUUCGCUGCUCAGAGUGGAGAUCUGCUCGAGGACAGAACCCCUUCCCUCCCUCCCUGGACCUGACAGCCACAGAGCCCUGGGAACACAGGCUCAGAACAGCUGGGGUGCUGAAUGGGGGCAGGCACGAGGAGUGGCAGUGGCCUUCACUCCACACUGAGCAAGAGCAAGUGUUUUGAGACCCCACUCUGCUGGAGGCCAGAGAUUCGGCUUCCUGCACAUGAGGCUUACGGUGUAGGUGGGUCUCACCAAUGGGAGCAUUAGAACCCUGUGAGACUCCAAAGCCCCAGGCCAUUGUACCCAUUAGCCACCCGGCUUUACUGGUGGAGCAAAUGUCCCCCUGGGGCCCUGAAUCUGGGUCCAGUGCAGAAAGGGCCGGAGCACCCUGGGGCCAGCCUGGACUGCAGUCACCCCAGGUGAGCAGAAUGGGACAGUGGGCAAGCAGUAGACAUAUGCUGGGGGCAUGGAGGGUCUGAGGCCCUGGCCUCCAGCUCACCUGCCCCUGGAAGGGCUGUCUUGGACUGUUGAAUCUGGACGACCUGCCUAUUCUUGGUGGGCCCCAGAAGGAAGGGCAGGGCCGCCCCUGGCUCCCUAUCUUGUUCCAAACUGCCAUCCCCAGACUUGACUUACAUCUAGGCUGCUGGUAUGUCUGUUUUUGUUUGUUUUCUUUAAGGGCGAACGGUCUUUCCCUGGACUUUGUGUAGAUAGACACGAGGAUAGAGUUUCCGGCUUUGGGUUGAAGACUAAGCUCUUCAGUUAGAAAAGCAGUCACCGGAAAGGUGUUCCAAAUUCUAAUACAGCGCAGCCUUCCUUGAUCAGCAGCGUCUCAAGGGCUGCAGGACAUGGGCGUCCUUACCCUCACUUGCUGGGCAGGCAUGCGCGCCACAGAGGUUCAGACCCGCCUCCCGGGAUCCCUGCCUGGCUCUGGCCAUUGGGCUGCUCAGGUGACUUUACUGGAAUUCAGAAAAGCCUGUGGAGAGAGAUGAGCAGUCCGUCCACUCAUGGCGGGUUUUGUUAGUUAGCAGUGACGGGAGAUGAUGGCUGGAGUGUCAUCCUAUGCAGCUGUCGGAGAGUCGUGGGGUGGUCCUGGUCCUGACCUGUUGCUGGUGCGGUGGCACUGGUAUCGAGCCUGCUGUGGAAAGGAAGGAGGGCCACCUCACCAGCGCUCCGCCUGGCCUGGCCUAUCAGGGCCGAGGCCUCUAACCCCGGCUGGGGUCCAGCCCAAGACCAGAACCCAGUCCCUCCUGUGUGCGCUCUGGUGGCCAUGAGGUUGCCUGAGGUUCAGUCAUUUAUAAAUACGUUUUAGGGCAGUUGUUUUAAAAUCAGUUGUUUUACAAACUUGCACAGGUGUGAAACCUCUCUCUGAACCUAUUGCCAAAGGCAAACUGUUAGGGUUUUUUUUGCCUUUUGUGUUUGAAGUGACUUUAGUUCACUACUGCAUAUAUGUUGUAUAGCUUGGCAGAGGGGAACGAUGAUGCUUUGUUUGUCUGUAUACUGAACUCACGAAAGCAGGGCAGUGCCUGGCCAGCCCUGUGCUCCUGGCACUGUGGCCCUGAGGCUGUGAGGUGCCUCUGGGGGCAGACUGCUGGGUGCUGGCAGGGCAGGCAGACAGUUGUGCUUUCCAGCAGCUAGAGGAGACUUCCAGUCGAGCGGGUGCCUCAGGAGGGGGCGGAGGCCGAGAUUUGGUCCUCCUGAGGCAGUGGGGUUGUGUCUGCGAGCAGAAGGCCCUGGACAGUGUUUGCCCUUACCUGGGACUUGCCCACCUGUCCCCAAGUCUCUGACUUCUCAGGGGUUUCCUGGUAUGGACCCUAGCCCCCUGGGGGUUGAGUGGAGCCCCCAAUCUCCUUGGCGGCCCCCACUCGGCCCAACUGAGGCCUCAGCAAGCUGGACAGAAGCCUGGGACCCCUGGUUCCGAGCCCCUCAUUUUCAGAGAAAGAGCCUGAGACCUACAGAGAGAAGAGCUUUACUGGGUUUUCCCCCAACCUUGUCUCAAGGUGAUGAUCACCUCCGCGUGUACUCUCCCGUUGAACAGGUGGUCUGAAACCAGCAGGGAGUCCCCAGGGGUCAGACCGCAGCGUGGCACCAUCCCACAGAGAGAGGCGUCCCUUCUUGCUUGGACCCCAGGUGGGCUCGGGGCCACUCUUCUCCCACCUCUGCUGAGGCGCUCAUCUGUAUCCUGUCCCCAGAAAGCCAGGGAGGUGGGCAGGUGGGUUCAGAGCUGGUAGACAUGGGGCUUUGCCCAGGUGACCUUGACCUUGCAGACUUAGCCAAGGGACCCUGAGGGGGCCUGUGCAGACAGAGAGGAGGGGCCGAGCCCUUGGAGCGCCGUGGCCCAGUCCUGUGCCCAUCCUGGUUACCUGGACAUCCCACCUUGCCUGUCAUGGAGGGCAGGUCCCCAGAGGAGGUGUACCUGCCCUGACCGAAGCCCUGUGUGGCCCUGGGUGCUGGCUGAGCUGGCCCCUCACUGAUGGUGAGGGAGAGAAGCCCCUGCUGGUCGGGGUCUGAGCGGAGGUCCCUCCUUUUCUGGGGCCUCCCUUUUCUCAUCAGGCAGGCUGGGCGGUCCGUGCAGGGUGGGAGGGCUUUAGGUCUGUGGGAAUGUGAGCUCCUCACUCUGUAAACAGCUGUGACUCACCGCACAGCUAUGCCCUGGCGGCUCCAGGCCCUUGUGCGCUGACGUGUGCUGGAAUGGCACCCGGCCACCCCUCCUGUGCCCGUGGAAAAGUUUCUCAUGGCUCUCCCAGCUGCCUGGCUUCUGCUGGCCGUCCAGGUGGCUUCUCUAGCUCGGCUUUGACCCCAGCACCUGGAGGGAGGGACACUCGUGCCCCCCUCCCCCAACACCACAGAUGCCGGGGUCAGGCUGCUGUCAGGAAGCAGCUCCUGUGUCCCUGCCGGGAUCACCCCAUGCUGCUGUGUCUGCGAAUCUGUCUCAUGCACACGUGUGGGGGGUGUGGAGGAGCCCGGUGCCCCCAAGGCUGUGCCUGGUCUCAGCCCUGCUGCUGUCCUGCUCUCCAUCAUCCAUCAUUAGUGCCUGGGAGAGUGGCUGUGUUGCCAGGGCUGACUGGGGGUCCAGUGGCCUGGGUGCUGAGACCUUCUGGGAGCAGCAGGCAGGAGCAGUGGGGGGACAGGUCUAGGCUAUGCUGCACUCGGGGUCCCAGGGCCAUGGGUGAAGGAAGGCGGGGUGGAGUCACCCACUGAGUCCCACUUGCCCUAGAGAUGGAGGCUUUGGUGCGGCUCCUUCUCUCGGGCCUGCCCCCUCCCCCGCCAUGCAUUUUUCUCAUGUUCUCUCUGCUCAGUUCACUUUACCUGGCGUUUGGAAUGUGGACCCUGGUCCCUAACCCAACGACAGAGUGUGCUGACAACUCUAGAACCCCUUCCCCUCAUCCUCCCCAGCCAGCCGCCAGGGCACACGGGUUUGUUUACCGUCCCACAACCUGUGAUGUCUGCACCCGCCUGCCCAAAGCCAUUGUUGCUGUGGGCUUCUCUGUUUCCAUGACAACCAUCAAGGGUUGGCUACUUCCCAAGGUCGCCAUGGCAACUAUCAGAGGGGAAUCAUGCUUGGGAUGCUUUGGCUGGCUUUUUCAUGAAUGAUUAGAAUGUGUGACACAAUGCAGACGCGAAAACUAGAAGGGCGGGCAGCGGUGGGGGCUGGCGGGCGCCGGGGACGACUCCCGCCAGACAGUCGAUGAGCUCGUGCGGUGGCGGCUCCCCACCUCCUGGAUCCUGCCCUGGCCAGUGUAGGGAGCCCCCGCCCACCUCACGGGCCUCAGGUCAUGACUGUAGGGCAGCCCAGGUGGGGGUGGUGAUGCCACAGCUGCAGUGCUCUCUGCGGAGUUCCAAUUUCCAAGGCCUUCUGUUCGGGUGACGUGCCCAGGUUAUGACGACUAAUCCCAAACCAAACAAGGGGUUAAAGGUCAAGAAGGAGGCGGGCGAGAACGCCCCGGUGCUCAGCGAUGACGAGCUGGUGUCCAUGUCGGUGCGGGAGCUGAACCAGCACCUGCGAGGCCUCACCAAGGAGGAGGUGGUCCGCCUGAAGCAGCGCCGGCGCACGCUCAAGAACCGCGGUUACGCCGCCAGCUGCCGCAUCAAGCGCGUGACGCAGAAGGAGGAGCUGGAGCGGCAGCGGGUGGAGUUGCAGCAGGAGGUGGAGAAGCUGGCUCGAGAGAACAGCAGCAUGAAGCUGGAGCUUGACGCGCUGCGCUCCAAGUACGAGGCCCUGCAGACCUUCGCCCGCACCGUGGCCCGUGGGCCUGUCACCCCCACCAAGGUGGCCACCACCAGCGUCAUCACCAUCGUCAAGUCUGCCGAGAUCUCCUCCACCUCCGUGCCCUUCUCAGCCGCCUCCUAGUGCCUGGCCGGGGGUUGGGCCUUGGGGUGCAGCAGCCGGGGUGCUGGGUGGGCGGGCGGACGGGUGGUGGGCAUCCCUCUCAUGCCCAUCAGCGGUUCCCCUGGGGAGCAGACCCCCUAACACCUGAGCCCAAGUACAGACUCGUGGCGGGGACGAGGGUGCUGGCUAAAGAUGGGGUCUUGUGAGACCGUGUGCUGCACGCCUUCCCACAUGCGCACACAUGCACACACGCACACACGCACCCACCUGGCCUUCCUCUGGGCCCUGCCAGCUCUCUCCAGACUGUCCUUUUCCAGGGGUGUGCGUCUUGUGCCACUGGGAGUCAGGGUGUAUGGAGGGAAGGUCCACAAGGUUCCUGGCCCCGUGGCCCAGAUGACAGGGCCUCUGUCUUCCACUGCCCCCAGGAGUGGCCUGCUGUCAUCCACCAGCUGGUGCAGGAACCCCCUCGCUGCCCUGACUGAGCUCUGGUGCUCUAGGAGGAACCAUUUGUGUGUGGUGUCAAAAAGCACCAUGACAGUGCUCUAGCCUUACCGGAGACGAAGGGAGGGCUGCCUGAGAGGCUGUGUGUGUGUGUGUGCCCCAGGACAGGCCUGCCAUCACACCAGCGGUCGCACCAGCACGCCAGCAGCACAAGGGCUGCAGGGGAGCGGCUUAGUGUGGCCUGUCACGUGUACCAGAUUUCCGUGGGGGUUGCCGGUUUUCCCUCUGUUGGAGGGACCCCAGAGAGGUCCCCACUGAGGAGCAGUAGCUGCUGGGCGGGGAGCAGCCAGCCGGGGAAGGUGGAACAGGUGCAGGAAGGGGUGGCGGGGCCUGGGGGUGGACGCGCAGGGGUUCUGUGUGGAAUGGGGUGAGGUUGGCAGGGUCCUCGAGGGCAGGCUGUGGUUCUGCAGGAGGGGCUGGAAGGUGUGACAAGGGAGUUGACACAGGCAUGGGGCCACCUCCCAAGGACCUGGGUGGUGUGUUGGUACAGGGGACAAGGGGACACAGCCACCUUGGUGCUUCAUCCUUACCUGGAACCUUCACCUGCUCUUUCUCCCCCCCUUGGCACCCCUCAUGACCUUGGUGAUCCCUGCUGGGGCUUCCCUCCCCUGCAAGCCUCCUCCAUCGAUCAUGGCUUCUGUGCUCCAAACUUGGACUGCCCCUUCCUGCCCCUGCUGGAGCGAUGCCAGGGCUGCGGGGUUUGGGGGUGGUCGGUGAGUUCAAGCUCCCAGCUUCCUCCUGGCCCCGCCACCCACCACCUAGGGAGGAAGAGGACAUGUGGCCCCAACGGCUGCAUCCUCCUCCUGUGUCUGCUGUCAGGGGCGGCCGGAAGACGUCUGGGGCUCUGCAGCAGCAUUGCCUUGCGGCCUUGGCUUGGCCUUGUCCUGGGGGAGGGUGAAGGGUCUCGGGCAUGCUGGAUCCUGACAGAGCAAAAGGCCCAGUGUAUUUAAAAAAAAAAAAAAAAAAAGCUGUCAAUACCAUAGCCAUGGUAGGUAAUCCACAUUGGAUAUCAAUAAGGACCAUGGGGAAAUAUUUAAAAGAGAGAAAAGUAUAUAUAUAUAUAAAAUUAUAUACACAUUUUAUCGUACAGAUUUUUCGUAACUUUUUUCCUGUUUUUACUGUAAAUCCCUGAUAGAGCAGAGCUGCAGUUUGGGUCGGGUGGGGGUGGGAGCCGAUCACCCCCACCCCGGCUGCCCGCUGCUCCCUUCCGCAUCCCGCCUGCCCUGGGGCCCCCUGUGUGCCCGCUCCCCGGGGGGCUGGGGGCCAGGGACGGAAGACCAGAGCAUUCUCGCGCUUUUCCUUUCAGCUCACUGAGAUUCCAUUGUCACACGUUUAAUAUAUGGAUUUUUUUUUUUUAUUUAAGAGAAAAGGCAAGGACCUCUGUCCCUUGGGUUUGUCCCCUUGUCUCCUGUGCUUCAGACACACGGGUCCUUCCCGAGGGGGGCAGUGCCUUCAUCCGUCUGGGUGACAGGGCCUCCUGUGUCCUCGCCUCCGUUGCUCGGCUGUUCCAUUUCAAUAUUUAUUUUUGUGCUGCUUUUAUGGUAUAAAUUAUUGAGAAGAGACCCCACGUUGUGGUCCUUGUCCGUUUGACACGUGCCCUGCGCCUGCCCUGUCCCCUCACAGCCACCACCUAAUUUAUUGCUGUACAUCUCUGCUGUGAUGCUUUUGUACCUUUGCAAUAAAGUUUUCUGGUUUCA